Molecule: messenger RNA, 231 nt
Organism: Plasmodium inui San Antonio 1
Lineage: Eukaryota; Apicomplexa; Aconoidasida; Haemosporida; Plasmodiidae
Product: small nuclear ribonucleoprotein F
Exons: 3
Coding region: 1-231 (76 amino acids)
Biological process (GO): mRNA splicing, via spliceosome; spliceosomal snRNP assembly
Cellular component (GO): catalytic step 2 spliceosome; U1 snRNP
Molecular function (GO): RNA binding
Source: RefSeq, a predicted model, not a curated record
AUGACCCUCCUAGGUGAGGAGGUAGAAUGCCUGGGAAUAGCUCCUCUCAACCCUAAGCCCUUCCUGAAUAGUCUGGCUGGAAACCGAGUUAUCAUAAAGCUGAAAUGGGGCAUGGAGUAUAAAGGGAACCUCAAAUCUUUUGACGCCUACAUGAACAUACGGCUGGCCAACGCGGAGGAAUGGAUUCACGGAGAGUACAAAGGCACCCUGGGGGAGAUAUUCCUGAGGUAG